UGGCGACUAGUGGUUGCAUAAUUGAAUUGCGGGCAAAUGAAUCGCAACACACAAAUGCUUGCAUUGACUUAGAGGGUAGCUACUCAUUAGUAGCUUAUACUUUAUAGCUUUGAUUUAAAGUGAUCAUCUGCUACAUAAAGUAGAGAUAAAUCUCCGUCAUACGCGGCCUAAUCGACAGCAAGCCAUGUCAGAGGAUAUUUAAUCUGUAUCCGGGCUGUAGUAGCUUAGAAGGAACCGUCAGAAGCUGAUCAUGCCCUCUACAUAAAAAUCUAGCGAUAAACUAAACAAAAUUGAGUUUCCGCGGUUGGUGCUUUGGGAGGAGUUGGAGGACAAAUUAAUUAAACUCAUACUUGUUUGCAAAAUCUGACGUCCGCCAACCUGGCCCUACAACUAACAUGCCUAGAUACUAGCAUUGCUUUCUUUAUUCAUGUAGAAUCCAGCUGUGGCAUAUCACCAAAAAUUAACCAUCACCCUGGAUCGAUCUGAAUUAGGAAGCCCAAGCAGGAGUACCUCGCAAAAUAACCCAGCCACCAGCACCAAAUCAAACUGAGCUAAAGCAGCAAGCUAAUUAGCACCCCAUUAUUGAGCUAGUGCUAGUUGAUGAGACCAGAUGCAUGGACACGAGACAUACCCAUUUUGGAAACAGGGGUGAAGGAGCACCAACUGAGCAGUGUGCGGGGGACCAACCAAACUCGAGGAGGCGGCACGACUGAUCCCCCAAAUUAGUAGUAUUCCCAUCAACUCUCAAAAGCCUUAGAGGAGACAAGAUAUUUUCGAAGAGAGCACACCCUACAUCAUGCUAUGCUAGUACUGUACUUAUUUAAUAAAGUUCAGGAUGAGAAGGGCCCGGCGGCCCCAGCGCCCAUUUUGUUAAAGCUUAAGCCAUGUCUGUCUCGUUUUCAUUUGAUCCCGUCUACUCGGGUGCUUAGAUUAAUCCACCGUACGUACCUGCACCAGUGACACGCGAGCGCGACCAUAUUCCGGUGGUGUUUAGCUGGCUGGCGGCACGCUCUCAAUCGGGUCCAUGAGCUCCAGCUUUACAUUUUUCUAGUAGCAACCAGUGUUUUGUACUAAUCUCCCAGUGUACAGUUGAUCGAGGCACGACCGAUCAUGGUAGCAACAGCAAGUAUGAGAGGAACAAGAGCACUCACAAGUGGACAACCUGCUCUACUAGCUCCUACCCUGCGGCCAGAACGAGAGGAACAAGCUUGAGAGAGACCACACCCACAGGCCGCCAGAUGGUCGAGGCAGUUGGGUUAGCUGAGUUUUUGAUGCGAUCGCCAAUCUCCUCCUCCUUUUGCACUGUUGGAUCACGCCGCUGGUCCAAAAGGCGGCAGAGGUUUAAUUAGAUAUAUCACCGGAAAAUCUCACGCGAUGGCGAUGCCAAGAAGGCCGGGGAUCGAGAUUUAUAUAUUUAGUCUGUGCGGUGAAGGAUCAGCAAGCAAUUUGACACUUGUCCCGCUCUCAGAGCGCCUGACACGUCUAUAUAUGCUAACACGGAGCAGGUAAGCAAAGCAUCACAUGGGUUUAUUAGUCUAGUAGCUCAUGUCCUCCUGUCACGCACGCUGCCCAUAAUUAGCAAGCAUAGAGACCUAAUUGGCAAGCCGGGCCCUCGUCUCUGCAAGCAACCACGCCUGCCUGCCUGCCUUUUGAGGGAUUUUGACGUCUGUGCCUCUGUCUCGACCUGUGGGUGAGUGAGAGUAGAGGGGCUUAUCUCAGUCUGGGAGGAGAGCAAGUGAGCAGCAUGGACGGCCUGCACACGGAGCUGGCGCUGGGGCUGAUCGGUUGCGGCCACGGCGAGCUCCAGACGGCGCCGUUCGUGGCAAAGACAUACCAGAUGGUGUGCGACCCCAGGACGGAUGCUUUCCUCCGGUGGGGGAGGGGCAACAACAGCUUCCUCGUCGCCGACGUCGCCGGCUUCUCCCAGCUCCUCCUGCCCUGCUUCUUCAAGCACGGCAACUUCUCCAGCUUCGUCCGUCAGCUCAACACAUACGGCUUCCGGAAGGUGCACCCGGACCGGUGGGAGUUUGCGCACGAGUCGUUCCUGCGCGGCCAGACGCGCCUGCUGCCACGCAUCGUUCGCCGCAAGAAGCGCGGGGAGGGCGGUGCCGCCUCCUGCUCCUCCACCGUCGACAAGCAGGAUAUGGCAGAGGAGAUUGAUGAGGACGAAGAGGGGAGCGAGGCGCUGCUCGAGGAGGUACAGCAGCUGCGGCAGGAGCAGACGGCCAUCGGGGAGCAGCUGGCGCGGAUGAGCCGGCGCCUGCAGGCAACGGAGCGGCGGCCCGACCGGCUCAUGGCCUUCCUCGCCAGGCUCGCCGAGGAUCCCGACGCCACGUCUGCCCACCUACUCGAACAGAAGAAGCGCCAGCGCAUGCACUUCCCUGCCUCUCCAAUCGCGCUUCCUCUUCAGCCGCCACAGCCGCCACCGUUGCUGGCGAUGGCCGAGGGUGCAGUUGAUGACGGAGUCUGGCAAUGGGCGCCGGAGCCGAGACUCACGACCUUCGAGCAGCCCACCGGCAGCUCCACAUUGCAGCAGGUGCCGGAGUUCGAUAGGGGCGGCGGCGGCAUGGGCAUAACUGAUGGUGGGACUGCGGUGGAGACGCCCUUCCCGUUCUGCCUACUUGGCGAGUGUUUCUUCUAAACAUGGAGCAUCAUGCAUGCACAUGCACCACCUUGCUAGUUUUAGCAAUCAUUUGUACACACCUGCAAAAUAUUUUUUUUCUCCGUGUUCUGAUUAUUCUUACAGGGCACAUAUACUAGAGAGUACAUACUGCUAAACUGUGUAACAUUUUGCCUAGUGCGCCAGCUAGAGUAACGAUCGGUCGACCAUGCGUGGUGUCAAUUACUACAGUACA
Messenger RNA from Lolium perenne, 2855 nucleotides. RefSeq names its product heat stress transcription factor C-1a-like. Gene Ontology annotation, molecular function: RNA polymerase II cis-regulatory region sequence-specific DNA binding; DNA-binding transcription factor activity. Gene Ontology annotation, cellular component: nucleus. NCBI's taxonomy places the organism in Eukaryota, Viridiplantae, Streptophyta, Magnoliopsida, Poales, Poaceae. Gene Ontology annotation, biological process: regulation of transcription by RNA polymerase II; cellular response to heat. The record is from RefSeq and is a predicted model, not a curated record.